CGCACACGCACAUUAAUGUGAUAUAUAUGUUAUCAGAGAAUAUAAUGUAUAUCAAUAUAUGAAUUGGAGCAAUAAAGUGUUGUAGUUUUUUUUUUAAUUCCUCCUUUAAAUUAAUCCUGUAAGAUAACUAUAAAGAUAAUCAAGUUAAUUUAAAAAAACUCGAUAAAAAAUAAAAUUGUGAUCUUUGAUCGUCGAUGGUGAAUCCAGAGCGACUUUUAAAGUCUUAGUUUGCCUCGCCGAUAAGACUAUAACCUCACUUUGAAGGUGAUUGAAGAAAAAGAACAAAAUUAAUACUGUAUAAAAAUAAAAGCAUGGAGGGGACCAGAGAAACGGUGAUUGUAAAAGAAAAAGAAAAUGAGAAACCAGUUUUGCUUAGAAAUGUGAAAGUGAUUGUAAAGGUGAGAGGGGACCACUACUAUCCCUCCAUUGGAAAUGUCAACGUGUCUUGUUCGUACCACAACAAUCUGUAAUAUCAGUAUUCUCGUCGGUUACUGCGAAUCGUGAAGACUCCUUGACUUUGCGGAAAUUCGUUGAUAAAUUUAGAUAACAAUCGAUAAUAAAUAUUACAAUUUUUUUUUUUAUUUUUAUCGUGUAACAAUAAACGUAAUUUUUUUACACAAUCAUGGAAGUGAAUUGUUUAAAAGAAAAACUUGAAAAAUUUAAUCAAGUACAUUUACUUCGUUUUUGGGAUAAAAUUUCAGAUCAAGAGAAAUCAACUCUUUUUAAAGAUAUUUUAGAAUUGGACCUACCGGAGGUCACGUCUUAUUUUGCAAAAUCAUUAAUUUCAAUAAAAGCAAAUCGUGAAAAUUUAGAUUCAAAAAUAAAACCAAUACCAGAAAAUGUUUUUGAAUCUGUAUGUUCAUCAACAAAAGAAAAAUUAGAACAAUACGAAUUGACAGGAUUAAAGGAAAUUUCCGAAGGUCGAGUCGCUAUACUUUUAUUGGCUGGAGGUCAAGGUACUCGACUUGGUGUAAAUUAUCCCAAGGGAAUGUAUGAUGUUGGACUUCCUUCACACAGCACUCUAUUUCGUUUGCAAGCUUUAAGAAUUCGUAAACUACAAGAACUUGCUGAAGAAAAAUUCAAAAAACAUGGUCAUAUUACAUGGUAUAUUAUGACAAGUGAAGCAACUCACGAAACAACUUUAUUAUAUUUUGAAAAAAAUGAUUAUUUUGGAUUAAAGAAAGAAAAUAUAAAAGCAUUUAAACAAGAGAUGCUACCCUGUUUUACUUUUGAUGGUAAAAUAAUAUUGGAUGAAAAAUGUCACAUAUCAAAAGCACCAGAUGGAAAUGGAGGACUUUAUCGUGCAUUAAAAAUUCAAGGCGUAUUGGAUAAUAUGAAGAAGCGCGGAAUAAAUAGUGUACAUGUAUUUUCAGUAGACAAUAUUCUUGUUAAAAUUGCUGAUCCAAUCUUUCUUGGAUUUUGUUUAUCAAGAUCUGCGGAUUGUGGAGUUAAAGUUGUACCAAAACGUUCGCCAAACGAAGCAGUGGGCGUUGUUUGUCAGGUAGAGGGACAAUAUCGUGUUGUUGAGUACAGUGAAAUAACUUCAAAGACAGCUGAAUUGAGAAACAAUGAUGGAGAAUUAGUAUUUAAUGCUGGCAAUAUUUGUAAUCAUUAUUUUACAUUAGAUUUUUUGUGUGCUGUUGGUAAUGAACACGAGGGGGAACUUGAUUUGCAUGUUGCAAAAAAGAAGAUUCCCUAUAUUAAUGAGAAUGGAAUAAAAAUAAUUCCCAAUUCUCCAAAUGGAAUUAAAGUUGAAAAAUUUGUCUUUGAUGUUUUUAAGUUUGCAAAAAAUUUCGCAGUUUGGGAAACAAUUCGAGAAUGUGAAUUUAGUGCUUUAAAAAAUCCAGAUGUCGCUGGAUUUGAUUGUCCAUCAACUGUUCGUAAAGAUUUAAUGUCAUUACAGAAAAAAUGGCUAAUUAAUGCUGGUGCAAUUUCCGUUAAUGGAGACGUUGAAAUUUCUCCUCUUUUAUCAUAUGCAGGUGAAAAUUUAGAAAAAAUGGCUAAAGGAAAACAUAUUCAUGGUCCAGUUGUUCUUUCCUCACAUUUGUAAAUAUAGUUUUAUUAAAAAAUUUUAAUAAUAGAUUUUACCAUAAUUUUAAAAUGCUUCUAACAUUGUUCUAAAUUUACUUUUAUUCUUUUUGUGAAGACAAUAAAAAAAAAAAAAACGAAAUUAGAAGCACUUGUGCCUUGAGCAAUAUUUAUAUCAGUGUACAAGAUUAAAACAUUCCAAGAACUGAACAGUCUAUAGAAUGAUAACGAUAUUAAUUUAAUUAUAUAUUGAUUGUGAUCAUUUAGAUUUUCAUUCCCCCUGAAUAUUAAUUUUUAAAAAAUUUUAAAAUAACUUUCGAGUGGUCAAUUAUGUAAAACAAUUUUAAGUGUAAUUAAAAUGAAUUUUAUUAUUUUGUAAAAAUUAAACCAUUUAAAAUGUAUGUCUCUAGUUCUAAAUAAAAUUAAUUAAAAAAAUGAAA
Molecule: messenger RNA, 2468 nt
Organism: Leptopilina boulardi
Lineage: Eukaryota; Metazoa; Arthropoda; Insecta; Hymenoptera; Figitidae
Gene: mmy
Product: UDP-N-acetylhexosamine pyrophosphorylase
Exons: 3
Coding region: 623-2050 (475 amino acids)
Biological process (GO): UDP-N-acetylglucosamine biosynthetic process
Molecular function (GO): UDP-N-acetylglucosamine diphosphorylase activity
Source: RefSeq, a predicted model, not a curated record